Aricia agestis (brown argus) is the source of this 4468-nucleotide messenger RNA. RefSeq names its product guanine nucleotide-binding protein G(q) subunit alpha (gene Galphaq). The record is from RefSeq and is a predicted model, not a curated record. Bases 379 to 1440 code for a protein of 353 amino acids. Gene Ontology annotation, molecular function: G-protein beta/gamma-subunit complex binding; guanyl nucleotide binding; G protein-coupled receptor binding. NCBI's taxonomy places the organism in Eukaryota, Metazoa, Arthropoda, Insecta, Lepidoptera, Lycaenidae. Gene Ontology annotation, biological process: adenylate cyclase-modulating G protein-coupled receptor signaling pathway; phospholipase C-activating dopamine receptor signaling pathway. The transcript has 9 exons. Gene Ontology annotation, cellular component: heterotrimeric G-protein complex.
AAAUUUAUUCUGAUGAGCAUGGAAAAUUGGAAAUUAAUUUUUCUAUUUUCACUUUCAAUUUAUACACAAUAAAAUUUAUAAUAUUUAUUUAACAUUUCCUUAAAAAUAUAUAUUAGCCAAUAUUUUUUAAUUUGCUAAUACUACUUCGACGCACGCGCAGUAGUUACAUCGCCCGAAAUUUCCCAGCGCCAUAUUGAGAGAGGCGGACGUUGAUGACUUGAGUGAAUAAAGUCGUGGUUAGUGCAAUAAUUCGUAGUGAAAAUUCGAUCGUGCCCUAUGGAUAUAUACUUGGGAGUGGUGUGCCUCGGUUGAUAGGCCUGCCGAAAGGACAGGGCUUCGCGCACGAGGACGGCUUGCAGCCCUCUGCCCUGAAGAAACAUGGAGUGCUGCAUGUCAGAAGAAGCCAAAGAACAGAAAAGAAUCAAUCAAGAAAUAGAGCGGCAACUCCGAAAGGACAAACGCGAUGCCAGAAGAGAACUCAAGUUACUUUUACUUGGUACCGGCGAGUCGGGCAAAUCAACAUUCAUCAAGCAGAUGAGAAUCAUCCACGGCUCCGGCUACAGCGACGAGGACAAACGCAGCUUCAUCAAGCUGGUCUACCAGAACAUCUUCAUGGCGAUGCAGAGUAUGAUACGCGCCAUGGAUCUACUUAAAAUACAGUACGCGAGUCCGUCCGGUUCAGAACAGGCGGAGUUGAUAACAUCAAUCGACUUUGAGAGCGUGACAACGUUCGAGAGCCCCUACGUGGAGGCCAUCAAGGCGCUGUGGGCCGACUCCGGCAUACAGGAGUGCUACGAUCGCAGGCGGGAGUACCAGCUCACCGACUCGGCCAAAUAUUAUUUAAGCGAUCUGGAGAGAAUCGAGAAGGCGGACUAUUUACCCACCGAGCAGGACAUUCUCCGAGCUCGACAGCCUACCACGGGUAUACUAGAAUAUCCCUUCGAUCUAGACGGCAUUGUGUUUAGGAUGGUGGACGUCGGCGGGCAAAGAUCCGAAAGAAGGAAGUGGAUUCACUGUUUCGAAAACGUCACAUCUAUCAUAUUCUUAGUAGCACUUAGUGAAUAUGAUCAAAUUUUAUUCGAAUCCGAAAAUGAGAAUCGAAUGGAGGAGUCGAAAGCGCUGUUCAAAACCAUCAUUACGUACCCGUGGUUCCAACACUCGUCGGUAAUUCUGUUCCUUAACAAGAAGGAUCUGCUUGAGGAGAAGAUUAUGUACUCUCAUCUCGUCGACUACUUCCCCGAGUACGAUGGUCCGCAACGCGACGCCAGCGCCGCGCGCGAGUUCAUACUGCGGAUGUUCGUCGACCUCAACCCCGACGCCGAGAAGAUCAUCUACUCGCACUUCACCUGUGCGACAGACACGGAGAACAUUCGGUUCGUGUUCGCGGCGGUGAAGGACACGAUCCUCCAGUCCAACCUCAAGGAGUACAACCUCGUGUAAGCGCCGCGCCGUGUGUCGCGCCCGACAUGUGUAAAUUCACGAACUGAGAUCGGAUGGACGAACUCGUUCAUCACCAAAUGAUUUAUGAGAAAAGUAAGGUUAGAUUGUAAGUCAUUUAUCCAAAACUAGCACCAGUUCGGACGGCGCUCGUUCUCGAUUCCGAACCGAUCGCCGCGCGGAUGCGAUCGAGAAUUUUUGACAUGUUUUUUUAUGAUGAAAGUUAUUCACGACUUAUGUAUGUGUCUGUAUCGGUGAAUAUUAAAUCGUGCAUUUUUAAAGUCGCGGCGGGUGUCGACCCCGGCGCGAGCUGCUUUUAGUCAUUGUUUUAGGAUUUUUGUAAAGUUUGUUGCCAUAAUCUUUCUACAUUAGUAUACAUUUAUGUCCGAACGGAUUCGAACAAACUAGUCCACUGCACUCGAGCGAGUCGGGAUAGUAGUCUCGCGAGCUGCGGCGCCGGCGCGCGCCGAGGACCGGGCGAGGCGCUCGCUCGCCGUGUGACGUCACACUCCCAAGUGCGACCGUGUCGGACGUCGUAACACCACACGUGUGUGCAUGUGGCGCCGCUCGCUCGCUCGCGGGUGACGUCGCAUGCCGCGACACCGCGUGUGACGUCGGCGGCCGGGACGUCCGAGCGACCGCCUCUCUACGAUUGCUUCUAUUUGAUCGUUUUGUUUUGUUUAAACGAAGAAAUAUGGUGUAUUUAAUAACGGUUGCGUUAAUUUUGUACAUUACAAUUUUGUUACUUGAUACAUGUUAUAUGUUAUUAUUUAAGCUGUUUAUAUUUUUAAAGUGGUGUUUUUCUAUAAGAAUUGACUUCGCGCAAACUGUUUUGUGAGUUAACUGUGGGCAUCUCUGUACCCAGUCUGGUGUAUUUGGUUUCUUCCUAAUGUUAAUCAUAUAUGAAAUUCCAUUCUACUAGCCGUAUGUCAGUAUAGGAAGUUACUACGUUAGUUGUGUAAGGAUAUUUUUGAAGCAUUUGAUAUAAACUUUUUUUACUAGUGAAACCCAAGUAUAAUACAAUAAGGCGAUUUGUGAAUUGUAAAAAUCGACGCCGACGGUUUUGUGAACGGAAAGAUUUUACCACAGGAAUGUAAUAUAUUGUACAUUUGGGUCUAAAUGUGCUGAGUGAAUUGAGCGGACAGUUCAAUGCCAAGUUUUGCUAUUGGCAUUUGGCAUCAUUGAGGUGUAACUGAAGCACAAAUAUUAUAUCAAUUUCUAUUAUUUGUUUUCUAUAUUUUAGAUAAUUUUAUGAUGCUAUGCUAUUGUGUGUUGCUUUGUUUUUUUAUUUAGUAAUUUUAUUUGUAUGAUAAGAAACAAAGUUUCUAUAAUAAAAGAUUAUAAAUAACUUAUUGUAUUAACUUAUUCGUUGUUGUGAAUCGAGUUCUCUACGUGUCGUUUCGGUCGGGCGGUUUCGAUUUCUUUAGGCGUACUGACACUGUCAAUAGCAAAACUACAUGCUCCAAUAUACAGCUGUCUGAAAUGCUCAAAAUUUGUGAAAUUGAAACUUAGCGCACAAAUAUUGGAAUAUUUUAUCGAUGUAAUCCAUUAAUCGCAAUCUCUAUGUAAGUCCUGUACAUAGUCUGCCCCGCGACGCGCCGCGCCUCUGCACGCGCCAUCCCAACGUACGACAUAAUAUAGUUGUAAAAGAAUCGAAUGUACCUGGGACUCCUAUAUCACUAAAAUUUUAUCAAUAUUAUAAACGGUCUCAACUAACGUAGACGAUUUUAAAUGAAUUAAUUUAAGCUCAUUAUAUUUAUGGGAUACAAAUACAGUUCACUAUUAAUAGAUAAUGUAAAGUAUACGCUAGUAAACUCUGACUGAAUCGAUCGCAUCGCGGGACGCGGUGGCUAGGGCGCGAGCGCUCGCGGUUGGCUCGCGCGGCGCUCGGCCCGCGCACCGCGCCCCGCCCACUGAGUACCUAGUGCGUGUACAGAGCCACGAUAUAUUAUCCAAAUGCAUUUACAUUGUAUUUAUUUAAGCCUAUAUAGUUCGAGUCUAUGUUCGAGAAUAUACGUUUAUUUUGUAUUCUUUUACACGUAGGACCUACCUCAGACGAUUUAAUACAGAGUUAUAAUAUUCAUUCCGAAAUGCUUUGAAGUUAGGGGUUUCUUAGGAAGAUAGCGUCGAUAUACUAUAUAAACGAACGAAACUGCCAGAACUGCCAAUCUUUUUUUUACAUCUUUUUUUACACGGGCUCCAUUUUUGGUUUUGUAUCUUUUUAACCAAAUUGUAGCUAGUCUUUAUAAAUAUGUAUUUAUAUUUGCAGAAAUCCGACACACAAUCACAUGCCAGUGUACUCGAAAGCUAGUUACAAUAAUUAUUGUACGCACAUUGCCUGUUGCAAAACAUACUUUUAGUAUGCUUCUUGGCGCAAUGUUGUUAUAAUAGUGGACAAAUAAAAAUAACUAAAUGAAUCUAGCAAAGUCUGCACAAACUGAAAUGCAAAAAAAAUUGUAGCAGGCAAUCUCAGGCAAUACUGUAAGGUUAGCUCGAAAUUCAAAAUGGACCAAACCGGAUAAGACGUUUUUAUUUGAGUUUCAAUCGAUGAUUCGCAAUAUCUGCUACGAGAUAGGUGGUUUUCUAGCGAGUGACGACUCGAUCGCAUUAGUCUCCUCUCGAUAUAAUAUGUUCCUAACGAAGUCGAACUCCUGAGCGAUUGAACGUAAACGAUUGUGGGAAUCCAGGCAAUCGAACUUUAAUUGCGACGCGACGUCCAAUUUCGUUGGGAGUGGGGGGCGCUAGGUCGAGGGGUGAGGAGCGGCUCUGUACGCACACGACGGGCGCGCGUGCAGCGGCGCACCGACGCGCCAUCUUCCUUUCAGAUGGACUGAGUUUCGUGUACCGGUGUGAUUCUUACCCGAGUAUUUUUUAUUGAGCGACACAAAUAUUGCUAACUAUAUUAUAGUCUAAAGUUGCUUUACCUUUUGCGUGAGAUUGUGAAUUUUAGCUUAAGUUUCGACUGAAGAUGGAUGCCUGUAUGUAAUAUUGUAAAUUAUAAUUUCUCAUAAAAUAUAAUUUUUUUCAGCUA